This is a messenger RNA of Exophiala spinifera, 1659 nucleotides long. RefSeq names its product glucose-6-phosphate isomerase. The transcript has 2 exons. Gene Ontology annotation, biological process: gluconeogenesis; glucose 6-phosphate metabolic process; glycolytic process. The record is from RefSeq and is a predicted model, not a curated record. The coding region runs from base 1 to 1659 and encodes 552 amino acids. NCBI's taxonomy places the organism in Eukaryota, Fungi, Ascomycota, Eurotiomycetes, Chaetothyriales, Herpotrichiellaceae. Gene Ontology annotation, molecular function: carbohydrate derivative binding; glucose-6-phosphate isomerase activity; monosaccharide binding. Gene Ontology annotation, cellular component: cytosol.
AUGCCCGGAUUUUCGCAGGCCACCGAGCUCAAGGCGUGGCAAGCUCUCGUUGAGCACCACAACACCGUGGGCCGCAACAUCGUCCUCAAGGAAUACUUCGAGAAAGACCCUCAGCGAUUUGAGAAGUUCAAGAGAAUCUUCAAGAACGACGCCGACAACAGAGAAAUCCUCUUCGACUUCUCCAAGAACUUCCUGACCGAAGAAACCUUGGACCUUCUCAUCAACCUGGCCAAGGAAGCCAAUCUGGAACAACUGAGGGAUGAGAUGUUCGCUGGUGAGAAGAUCAACUUCACCGAGAAGAGAGCUGUGUACCACGUCGCUCUGCGAAACGUGACCAAUCAACCCAUGGCUGUCGAAGGCAAGAGUGUCGUCGAAGAGACCAACUCGGUCCUAGAACACAUGAAGGAAUUCUCAGAACAGAUCCGAAGUGGUGAAUGGAAAGGUUAUACUGGGAAGAAGUUGACAACCAUCAUCAACAUUGGUAUCGGUGGCUCGGACCUUGGCCCUGUUAUGGUGUCGGAGGCACUCAAGCCGUACGGUGCGCGCGACAUGAAAUUGCACUUUGUCUCCAACAUUGAUGGAACUCAUAUCGCCGAGGCCCUCAAAGACUCUGACCCUGAGACCACCCUCUUCCUGAUUGCGUCCAAGACCUUCACCACCGCCGAGACAACCACCAACGCAAACACGGCGAAGAAGUGGUUCCUGCAAUCCGCAAAGGAGUCGGACAUUGCCAAGCACUUUGUCGCCCUGUCCACCAACAAAGAGGAGGUGGCCAAGUUUGGCAUUGACACCAAGAACAUGUUUGGGUUCGAAAGCUGGGUCGGCGGACGAUACUCUGUCUGGUCUGCCAUCGGCCUGUCGGUGUGCCUGUACAUCGGCUACGACAACUUCCACGAGUUCCUGGCCGGCGGACACGCCAUGGACAACCACUUCAAGACCGCUCCGCUCCACGAGAACAUCCCCGUCAUCGCCGGCCUGCUGAGCGUCUGGUACUCUGACUUCUUCGGUGCCCAGACCCACCUGGUCUCGCCCUUUGACCAGUACAUGCACCGUUUCCCGGCCUACCUGCAGCAACUGACCAUGGAGUCCAACGGCAAGGCCGUCACCCGGACCGGCGAAUACGUCAAGUACACCACCGGAGCCAUCUUCUUCGGCGAGCCCGCCACCAACGCGCAGCACUCUUUCUUCCAGCUGCUGCACCAGGGCACGAAGCUCAUCCCGACCGACUUCAUCCUCGCCGCGAACUCUCACAACCCCGUCGAGGGCGGCCUGCACCAGCGCAUGCUCGCGUCCAACUUCCUGGCCCAGGCCGAGGCUCUCAUGGUCGGCAAGACCCCGGAACAGGUCAAGGCCGAGGGCGCCCCGGACGAGCUCGUCGCGCACAAGACCUUCUUGGGCAACCGGCCCACCACCAACAUCCUGGCCGAGCUGAUCACCCCCGGCGCUCUCGGCGCGCUGAUCGCCUACUACGAGCACAUGGUCUUCACCGAGGGCGUCAUCUGGAACAUCAACAGCUUCGACCAGUGGGGCGUCGAGCUUGGAAAGGUCCUGGCCAAGAAGAUCCAGAAAGAGCUCGAGACCGAGGGCGCCGGAGCUGACCACGAUUCCUCCACUGCCGGUCUGCUUGCCGCCUUCAAGGCCAAGAACGGUCUCAAAUAA